AUGGUGAGCGGAAGCUUUAGCCGGAGCACAUCCGCGCGGCUCACAGCGAGGGGCGGCGUUGGGAGCCCGCGGGUCUCGACGCCGGGAGCCGCGCACCGGAACUGGUACUGGGCGGCGGCGCCGUCGGGGCCGUCGUUCGAUCACGUCGUCUUGGCCUUCUUCCUGGCCUCCGUCGCGCUCGUGCUCUCCUGCGCUCUGUACCUCUACGUGUUCCGGUACUUGGGCCGGGGCCGUGUGGUCGCCGAGUUCGCCGGCGGCGAGAAUCUCGAGUCCUGCGACGUGUUCGACGGCGUCUGGGUGCCGGAUCAGGGGCCCCUUGUACAACAGCUCGCAGUGCCCGUUUGCGGAGAGGGGUUCAAUUGCCUGGCCAAUGGGAGGAAGGACACCGAGUACCUCAAGUGGCGGUGGAAGCCUCGGGGAUGCGAUUUGCCGCGGUUCAGUGCCCGGGCUCUGUUGCAGUGGCUGAGAGGGAAGAGGGUCGUGUUUGUGGGGGACUCCAUGAGCCGAACGCAGUGGGAGUCCUUCAUUUGCAUGCUCAUGACAGGGGUGGAUGAUCCACAGACGGUUUAUGAGGUUAAUGGCAACCAGAUCUCAAAGACAAUCCGGUUUUUAGGAGUGAGAUUUGAGUCCUUCAACCUCAGUGUGGAGUUCUUCCGGUCCGUUUUCCUUGUGCAGCAGAUCCCUGCGCUUCGCCAUGGGCGCAGAAGGGUCCGUGCCAUCCUCAAGCUUGAUAAGUUGGAUGAUUUAAGUCAGAAAUGGGCAAACUCAGAUGUUCUUAUUUUCAACUCAGGGCAUUGGUGGACUGCCAGCAAAUUAUUUGACAUGGGUUGCUAUUUUGAGGCUGGAGGUGUUCUUAAACUAGGAACAUCCAUUAAUGCUGCUUUCAAAAUGGCAUUGGAAACUUGGGCUUCAUGGGUGAAAGAGAGAAUCGAUUUAAGGCGAACACGAGUAUUCUUCCGUACAUAUGAACCGUCUCACUGGAGUGGCUUAAAUCAAAAGGUGUGUGAAGUAACAGAACAACCUACAACUGAGGCCAAUGGAAAUGACAGGAGAGAAUUUGGGGAUAUACUUGCUGGUGUUGUGGCAAAUAUGAGUGUCCCUGUGACCAUACUAAAUGUGACUUUGAUGGGGGCCUUCAGAAGUGAUGCUCAUAUUGGCCUUUGGAGUCAUCCUAAUACCAUACUUGAUUGCAGCCACUGGUGCCUUCCAGGAGUUCCAGAUGCUUGGAAUGAGCUUGUAUUCUCCCACCUUUUGACGAAUGCUUUUGCAUCAGCGCCUGCUCCGGUGCUCCCUGUCCUCAGUUCAGCCUGUGGCCGGUGCGCCGACCAUUUCAGUUUGAUCCUCACGGUGGUUGGCCAGAACCUCCGUCACAUGACAGAUCAAACAAACUGCGCUCUUGCUAUGUGGCAGCAGACCACGGUGCGAGGGUACUAUGCAUGUUCACCUGUCGCCGUAGUCUCUUCGUCCAUUUCCAAACCGGCAGGCGGCAGCUAUCGUGCCAAAUUGACUAAUCAGGGUAUCAAUGCACGGUGUGCACCCGACCAUAGAGGCAACCAGGCAGUGCAAGGGGGAAAGUGCCUUCAGGCGUGCCCGGUUGUGCAAUUUAGCAGUGUCCCUGCCGUGCCGUCGACGUUCGCCGGAGCCGUCUGCGGUUGCGGCUCCUCCGUUUGCUAUUAG
Messenger RNA from Miscanthus lutarioriparius, 1677 nucleotides. Lineage: Eukaryota; Viridiplantae; Streptophyta; Magnoliopsida; Poales; Poaceae. The record is from the annotation of a GenBank genome assembly.